CAAAUCUUCUUUUCCCAGAAUCCUCUCCGACUCCUCUUAAGCCUGCCAGGGCUAACGGGGAUAUCGAUGCUAAUUUUGACAACGUGCAUGGGUGUGAUGUCUUCCCGGCCGAUCCGCCGCCGACUGUACAACGUCUUUUGGUACACUCACCAGUUGUAUUUGCCGUUUAUGGUGUUACUAAUAGUUCAUCCAUUGAGCGGAGUUUUAAAGGAGGAGGCUUUGAAACCAAAUGGAAUAUAUUCUAGUCAAGUCCAUUCGAGUAGCAACUUUACCAAAGCGCCUACGUUCGUACCUAUUAAGUCUAAGACAUGGUUGUGGAUGGCAAUGCCUCUCAGUUGUUUCUUCCUCGAUCUCAUUUGGCGAAUACUGUCUCGGAACCGGGCUAGAGUGGAUGUUAUACAGAUAACUCGUAUGUCUGGUCGAACAAUCAGCUUGACCCUGAGCUGUCCUGACGAAGAGUUUCAAUGUCGUCCAGGGCAGUACGUGCUGUUGCAAUGUCCAUAUAUAUCUCUAUUGGAGUGGCAUCCUUUCACAGCUGUUGUGAUACCCACAUCCAAUCGAAGAAAUUUUACGCUUUGGAUAAGAGUCAAAGGUGACUGGACUGAAUCUUUAGAGAAUUUACUUUUCUUGAAACGGCCGGAUGAAGUUAGCAUGUUGGUAGAUGGACCAUUUGCCAGUCCGAUGCAGAAUGCCCGUCGCUGUCGUGUAGCCCUCUGUGUGGCAGCUGGAGUCGGUAUCACACCUUUUGUGGCAAUGCUGCGUGAUAUGUUACGCAAUCCAAGAGGCAAAUACCCAGGUCGUCUCCAUCUAAUUUGGAUAGUCAGACACGAAAGAGAGCUUACUUGGCUGGCGAAAUUAGCUAACAGUUGUUUACUUCAUCUAAGAAAUGCGAAUCGACCAGAUAGAUUGCAUUUGGAACUAUACAUUACGAAUACGAUAGCAAACACACAUACAAUAGUAAAUGAAAAGGGUGUUACAAGUCUAGCGAGCAAAGAUGAAGAAAAAGCUACUCUCUUGACUCCCUGUAUUAAGAGGAAGACUGAAAAAAGAAUAGAUAAGCAUGACUAUUAUAGAAUAGCAAAGGAAUAUCCAAUUUUAGGAUGUCGGGUAAAAAGUGGAAGGCCAUAUUGGGAUCGCGUUUUUGGAUAUUGGGCGCACUUGUAUCCAGAAGAGCAUCUCAAAUUAUUUUGCUGUGGACCAAAGAAAUUAGUGAAAUUACUUAGAAGUAAAUGCAAAAAUAUCUCAAGAACCACAAAGACCAAGUUAACAUUAGUUCAUGAAGCUUUCUCGUAAAAUGCAACCCUUAAUAGAACAUAGUCUGUAACUGCAUGUAUAAUUUAUAAACACGAACGUGAUAGUU
Messenger RNA from Hyposmocoma kahamanoa, 1360 nucleotides. Its product is annotated as NADPH oxidase 4-like. NCBI's taxonomy places the organism in Eukaryota, Metazoa, Arthropoda, Insecta, Lepidoptera, Cosmopterigidae. Gene Ontology annotation, cellular component: plasma membrane; NADPH oxidase complex. The transcript has 8 exons. The record is from RefSeq and is a predicted model, not a curated record. The coding region runs from base 67 to 1293 and encodes 408 amino acids. Gene Ontology annotation, molecular function: superoxide-generating NAD(P)H oxidase activity. Gene Ontology annotation, biological process: superoxide anion generation; defense response.